AUGGAAACGGCGAUUCCGGUAUCGAGACAGGGUACGCGCGUGUAUACCGAGUACGAUGUGGCAUCACCGCCUCGUACGCCUGGACCAGAAUGGGUUCGAUUCGUUCUGAUCUCGGAUACACAUUCGCAAACCACACACAUUCCGGACGGUGACGUUCUACUUCAUGCAGGAGACUUGACAACACUAGGUCAACCGGACGAUCUCGGUGCACAGGUGGAAUGGUUGAAAAGCCUUGCGCACGAGCACAAGAUCUUCAUAUGUGGCAACCACGACUUUUCAGCAUGCACAGAUCAAGACUUUUACGAAACGCGCGGUCGCCAACUCAACGCACAGUUGCACGUCCAAGAUUCUGCGCAUGAUGUAGCACGAGCAAAGCAGAUCCUCAACAGAGAUUCUCUGUGCGAAAAGGCGCUCACCUACCUAAACAACCAACCGCACCAAUUCACUGUUCAACGUGCACAGACGAGCCAUUACCAAUGGACCGUCUGGGGCAGCCCCUGGUCUCCACAGUUCCACGAUUGGGCAUGGAACUACAAACGCGGUGUCCAAGCCAGACACAUCUACAAAGACAUUCCCAAACAUGUGGAUGUGCUUAUUACACAUACUCCGCCGCACAAGUUGGGCGCUCUCGAUACCAUCCACGAUGGAUCCUCGGUUGGCUGCGAAGAACUUACAAGACGUUUGACUGCGCCUGCAUCCGAGCACGACUCGCUCCGACCCAAACUGCACGUCUUUGGUCACAUCCACGAAGCGAGAGGCGUACAUCUGCUCGAGCAACCAGCAUUCCACCAUGGCGACCUUGACGAAUCGCUGCUCGUCAACGCCGCCCUUGUAGAGUACGACCAGCACAUGUGGAACAACCACCGAAUUUUCUCGUAUACCGUCGUAUGCAAACCGGUGAUUGUCGAUCUGCGUGUUCCAGCGCCCCCCACGUUGUAA
Messenger RNA from Mycosarcoma maydis (corn smut), 939 nucleotides. RefSeq lists its product as uncharacterized. The transcript has 3 exons. Gene Ontology annotation, molecular function: hydrolase activity. The coding region runs from base 1 to 939 and encodes 312 amino acids. NCBI's taxonomy places the organism in Eukaryota, Fungi, Basidiomycota, Ustilaginomycetes, Ustilaginales. The record is from RefSeq and is a predicted model, not a curated record.